AUGGCCCCAUAUGAAGCAUUAUAUGGACGAAAGUGUCGAUCGCCAAUUCAUUGGGAUGAAGUAGGAGAGAGGAAGAUUAUUGAUUCGGCUACAAUACCAUGGGUUGAGGAAGCCUUCGCAAGGGUAAAGGUGAUUCGUCAGAGGCUUCAAACAGCCCAAAACCGACAAAAGAGUUAUGCCGAUCAUCAGAGGAAGGAUUUAGAAUUUGAAAACGUAGAUAAAGUGUUUCUUAGGAUUACUCCCUUGAAAGGAAAGAUUGAGGCAGGAAAAGGGAAAAAGUUGCAACCGAGAUAUAUAGGACCUUUUAAUAUACUCCAGCAGAUAGGGAAUGUGGCUUAUCGACUAGAGCAGCCAGCUAGCUUGUCUCGGAUUCAUGAUGUGUUCCAUGUUUCUUUGCUUAAGAAAUACCAUCCGGAUCCGACUCAUAUUUUGCCACCAGAAGAUAUUGAACUCGACGAGUCUUUAACCUAUGAGGAACGACCCAUUCGAAUACUGGAUAGGAAGGUGAAGGACUUGAGAAACAAGCAGAUUCCACUAGUUAAGGUUCUAUGGAGACAUCAUGAGGUGGAGGAAGUAACCUGGGAGCUGGAGAAAGACAUGCAAGAGAAGUAUCCCGAGUUGUUUACAACUAAAUGGUUUUACGCCUAUCAUGGUGUGACUAUCCAGUAUGGAGUGGGGAUCAAAUUUGGUGAGUAA
This is a messenger RNA of Coffea arabica (coffee), 696 nucleotides long. Lineage: Eukaryota; Viridiplantae; Streptophyta; Magnoliopsida; Gentianales; Rubiaceae. The record is from RefSeq and is a predicted model, not a curated record.